Messenger RNA from Physeter macrocephalus (sperm whale), 2259 nucleotides. RefSeq names its product solute carrier family 44 member 5 (gene SLC44A5). Gene Ontology annotation, biological process: transmembrane transport. The transcript is spliced from 21 exons. The record is from RefSeq and is a predicted model, not a curated record. Gene Ontology annotation, molecular function: transmembrane transporter activity. Lineage: Eukaryota; Metazoa; Chordata; Mammalia; Artiodactyla; Physeteridae. Bases 1 to 2259 code for a protein of 752 amino acids.
AUGUCCGAUUUGGCAGGCAGGGCACAGCAGUGGCAACUCCAGCCACCAGAAGCUGUUGAAAUUUCAGAUAAAUGGCAGCAUUGUGACUCCGAGUGUUGGCUCUGUUCAGACAUAUCCAAGCCGCGGAGUUGGAGUACUGUGAACAAGAUUCAGUCUUUGGGGCUGGCAGGAGUGAAGCAGGACCUCAGGGUCAAAGCCAGGAGGAGUUGUACAGAUGUGCUGUGCUGCAUGAUCUUCAUACUGUUCAUUAUUGCCUACAUUCUUUUAGGACUUGUGGCCUGGGUCAAUGGUGACCCCAGAAGAGUGGCCUAUCCUACAGACAGCCAGGGCUACUUUUGUGGCCAAAAGGGCACCCCCAAUGAGAACAAGCCCAUUUUGUUUUACUUUAACCUGCUCAGCUGUACCAGUCCUUCCGUGGUGGUAAACCUACAGUGCCCUACCAGACAGAUCUGUGUCUCCAAGUGCCCAGAAAGAUUCUUAACCUACAUGGAAAUACAGUUUAUGUACAGAAAAGACAGAAACUACUGGACAUACUACAGCCAGUUCUGCAAGUCUGCUUUUCUUAAGCCUGCGAAGACUGUCACACAAGUUUUACUGGAUGAUGAUUGUCCAACAGCGAUUUUUCCAAGCAAACCUUAUCUCCAGAGAUGUUUCCCUGACUUUUCUACUAAAAAUGGCACUUUAACAGUAGGAAAUAAGACAGUGUUUGAAGAUGGAAGUGGAAAGACAAGAAAUGCUGUAGAACUCAGGGCAGCUGCAAAUGGUAUCAAUAAAGUCCUUGAUGCAAGGGCAAUUGGAGUGAAAGUGUUUGAAGACUAUGCAACAACGUGGUAUUGGAUUCUCAUUGGCCUGACUAUCGCCAUGCUCCUCAGUUGGAUGUUUGUGAUACUCCUGAGGUUCACGGCUGGCUUCCUCUUCUGGCUCUUCACCUUUGGUGUGAUUGGGAUUAUAGCUUAUGGAAUAUGGCACUGUUACUGGGAAUACAGCAGUCUUCAGGGACAGCCAAAUUCUCACUUAACUGUAUAUCACAUCGGGAUUCAGACUGAUAUAAGCGUGUACUUUCAACUGAAACAAACAUGGUUCGCAUUUAUGAUAAUACUCUGCAUCCUUGAAGUGUUCAUCAUCCUCAUGCUGAUCUUCCUCAGGGACCGAAUCCGCAUCUCCAUUGCCCUGCUGAAGGAGGGGAGCAAAGCCAUUGGAUACAUCCCUACUACCUUAAUUUAUCCAGUUUUAACUUUCAUUUUCCUCUCAAUCUGCAUUUCCUACUGGGCUGUGAUAGCAGUUUACUUGGCUACAUCAGGGGUACCUAUAUACAAAGUCAUAGCCCCAGAGGGGCAAUGUAAACAUGAAAAUAAAACCUGUAAUCCAGAGAUUUUUAAUACAACUGAAAUUGCCAAAGCUUGCCCUGGAGCUCAGUGUCAUUUUGCUUUCUAUGGUGGAAAGAGCCUGUACCAUCAAUAUAUCACUGCCUUCCAGAUAUUCAAUCUAUUUGUCUUUCUCUGGCUUAUAAAUUUUGUCAUUGCAUUGGGUCAGUGUGCCCUUGCUGGUGCCUUUGCUUCUUAUUACUGGGCCUUGAAAAAACCUGAUGACAUCCCACCAUAUCCACUUUUUACUGCAUUUGGACGAGCCAUAAGAUAUCACACUGGAUCCCUAGCAUUUGGAUCUUUAAUUCUUGCAGUAGUUCAAAUGUUUAGAUUAAUCCUAGAAUACUUGGACAAACGUCUUAAAGAGGCCCAGAACAACAUUUCUAAAUUCCUAAAAUGCUGCCUGAGAUGCUGUUUCUGGUGUUUAGAAAAAGCAGUAAAGUUUUUGAACAGAAAUGCCUAUGUUAUGAUUGCAAUAUAUGGCAAAAACUUCUGCAGGUCAGCGAGAGAUGCUUUCAAUCUGCUGAUGAGAAAUAUUUUAAAAGUUGCAGUUAUGGAUAGAGUGACAGACUUUGUACUAAUCCUGGGGAAGAUUCUAGUUGCUGGGUGUAUAGGUGUCCUGGCCUUUCUACUCUUCACAGAAAGACUCCCAAUGAUUACAGAAGGACCAACAUCUUUAAAUUACUACUGGGUACCUUUGCUGACAGUCAUUAUUGGAUCUUACCUAAUUGCACAUGGAUUCUUCAGCGUCUAUGCAAUGUGUAUUGAAACAAUUUUCAUCUGCUUCUUGGAAGAUUUAGAAAGAAACGAUGGUUCUGCUGAAAGACCCUAUUACAUGAGUCAAUCUCUGCUGAAGAUUUUGAACGAGCAAAAUGCACAAACUAAGAAGCAGUAG